Chlamydomonas reinhardtii is the source of this 1815-nucleotide messenger RNA. RefSeq lists its product as uncharacterized. The transcript is spliced from 5 exons. NCBI's taxonomy places the organism in Eukaryota, Viridiplantae, Chlorophyta, Chlorophyceae, Chlamydomonadales, Chlamydomonadaceae. The coding region runs from base 138 to 779 and encodes 213 amino acids. The record is from RefSeq and is a predicted model, not a curated record.
AUUACUUGGAACCGAAGGCUGUAGUAGGCUGGCUUCAAACUGCCCCGCGUUGCUAGAGCGAAUCGAACAUGGCACAGCUUGGGCGAGGAUCCAAUUGCCUUCAUCUCAUGGCAUUAAUGACGCUAGCAUUCGCACAGAUGACAGCGGGCAACAUCAUCAAAGUGGACCCCAACACGCAAGCAUGGAAGGUAGACAGAUCAGGGCACCCCAAACCCUCCAGCAGGCGAAACCCGCCCUCGCAGCGGUCACCUACUGCUGGCGGCCGGCGUGGUCUGCACCCGCCUCCGCCGCGUGCAGCAUCCCCAAGCCCGACCAGCAGCCCACCUAGCACCAGCAACGACCGCGACAUUCCGUCGCUGCUGACCAGCCCGCCGCCGCCGCCCGCGCUGCCUCCGACGCUCAAGGUGGUCUUCUCACUGGACUGGAACUUCACCGGGGACGUGGACAUUGUGGUGUCUCCGCCACCCCCGGCGAGCACGACCAUCAGCUUCGUACAGAAGGGCUGUGCGGCCUGUCCGGAGGCGGGGUAUGGCCGGCUCACCACGCCCAAGACAAACGCCCGGAGUGGGCCGGAGACCGUGGAGUUUGAGACCCCGCUGCUGGGCACCUACCAUGUGUGUGCGCUGUACAUGGCGGCGGCCAGCAUCACCGGCCACGUGUCCAUUCCCACACACGGCGUCAGCCUGGCCUUCACCGGCACCACCACCGGCCGCGCGCUCAACUACCGCGCCUGCGACGCCGCACAAGCAGGCUACAUCUUCUCGUAUGAUCUCAAGUGAUGACAACAAGCAGAGAGAGAGAGAUUUGCUUUAUGAAAGCACACGCACAGAGCACGCCUGUUGAUGGCAACCCGGGGGGGGGGGAGGCAACGAGUCAUGACCUUGACACCAAUGGUGAACUGGUAAAGUGUGACGGAGUGCGUCUUGACGUGCGGAGACUGGUUGAGGUGCAACCUCUCGGAAUACGGGUAGAGGCGCGGCGCAUAUUUUGGUUACGACGUUUGGGGACUCCAUUUCUGGUACCUUUCAUAAUCAGGAAACUUGGCACACGGUGUAUAUGCACCAGACUCAGGAGUAAUCCCAGCGCCGCUCCAUGUCGCCGCGAGCCUUCCUUGGCCAAGCGGGGGCACGAUGGUGCGGGCCUUGCCGGGAGACAGCUCAGACAGCUAGCGGCCUGAUUGUCACGGCCAUUGAACGACGUAGGGAAGGCAUGACGUGAUGGCGGGCACCAGGAUCCUCUCACGGGCUUCUCCAAGCGCCUCAAUGCGCAGCAGGUGUGUCUAACAGUGUGAGCGGUGUGGAGUCGGCAACGAGACUGGGGUCGGCUGAAGAUUGUCCUGGCAUUAUUUGUUGAGGGCAGGGGCACCUCGGCUGGUUGUUACACGCCCGGGCCAGGGGGGGGGGUAGUUUCGACUGGGAAAGGCCCCAUGUUCUAAAACGAAAGAGCUUGACGAGAGGACUCCAAAUCCACUUUCAGAGUUUCAAUCAGGGUAGUAAUUGCAAAGUUAUGGGCCCUCAAACUUCAGGGUCGGUCGUCGGGGUUGGGGGUCCCCAAGGUUUCGUCACGCGGAUGUGGGUGGGACUGCCAGAUUUCGUCUCUGCGCCCUAAACGCCCCUCUAAACGCUCCCAUUAGCACAAGUACUAGCACACAUUAGCAUACACAUACUAAAGCAUUUGCAGAACGUUUGGCCUCUGGAAAGCGGCCGCAUGUCCGUCCACAUCGGCAUUGUAGUAGCGUAGAGCCCCACUCGAGCGUCUCUCACUGGUGUCAUGGAGACUAUGCGAUCUGAUGCUAACGUGUAACGGCCAAGGCUU